CGAAGAGUUCGUCUAAGUUAAUAAUUAGCGAACAUCAUUAUUUAAUUUAUAAUUAUUUCAUUAACAGAAAGAAAAAUCGAUGUUAUUUAUUAGUUAAACUUUGUUUUAUAAAAAAUAGACGAUAGAUUUUUUUUUGAUUACAGACAAGUUAAAGAUAAAACAAUGUCUUCUAGUACGACAUCAAAUGCUAACACACUACCGACUAAUUCAACCACAAAAUCUUCAGUCGUUAACUCAAAAAGUCAAACUACAGAUUCCUGGAAAAAUAAUUCACUUCGAAGUUCUAAAGAAAGUACUACCGACAAAGAUAACACUAAAAGUUCAGAGCAGUACCCUCUAACUAACGAAUGGACAUUUUACCACGAUAAAUAUGUCGCGAAUGCCACGCCUGAGGAAUACGAAGAAAAUCUGAAGAGUGUUGCAACUGUAAAUACUGUUCAGAGUUUUUGGUCAGUUUAUAACAAUAUUAUAGGGCCAGAUCAAUUACAAUUUAGAAGUAGUCUUCAUUUUAUGAAAAGUGGAAUUCGUCCUGUAUGGGAAGACCCACAUAAUGAAAACGGAGGCGCAUGGUCAUUUCGCGUUAAUAAAUCUGAAUCAAAAAUAGUCUGGAGAGAAUUACUCAUGCUUUUAAUUGGGGAACAGUUCGAGGAUGUUGUUUCUAAAGAUGAUGAUAUCUUUGGUUUAUCGGUAUCUACUAGAUUUAAUGCUGAUAUUUUUACUAUUUGGAAUAAAAAUGCCGGUGCACAUGAAAAUUCUAAAAUAAUGGAUAAAUUGCAAGAAUUAUUAUUACAAGAAAAUAUUAAACUUCAAAGUCCAUAUUACAAAGUCCAUAAAGAACACGCUGCAUUUAAGAAACAAGAUACAAAUGGAAAAGAUUGAACAUUCUUUAUACUGAGAUACAUCUAUAUAUAUAUCCUUAUGAUUAUUAUUUCAAUUUAUCUUAUUAUGUAAUGUAAAUAUUUAAAACCACAAGCGAUAUAAUGACUAUCUCAAUAAUUAAAUUCUCGGAAUUCAAAUAAAUGAAUUCUAUUUGAAUUGCAUUAGGCUAUUUUUAG
This is a messenger RNA of Rhizophagus irregularis DAOM 181602=DAOM 197198, 1055 nucleotides long. RefSeq lists its product as uncharacterized. The record is from RefSeq and is a predicted model, not a curated record. Gene Ontology annotation, cellular component: eukaryotic translation initiation factor 4F complex. Gene Ontology annotation, molecular function: RNA 7-methylguanosine cap binding; translation initiation factor activity. Gene Ontology annotation, biological process: translational initiation. NCBI's taxonomy places the organism in Eukaryota, Fungi, Glomeromycota, Glomeromycetes, Glomerales, Glomeraceae.